Culex pipiens pallens (northern house mosquito) is the source of this 2305-nucleotide messenger RNA. Its product is annotated as transcriptional regulator ovo-like. Gene Ontology annotation, molecular function: zinc ion binding; RNA polymerase II cis-regulatory region sequence-specific DNA binding; DNA-binding transcription factor activity. Gene Ontology annotation, biological process: regulation of transcription by RNA polymerase II. Bases 204 to 2018 code for a protein of 604 amino acids. Lineage: Eukaryota; Metazoa; Arthropoda; Insecta; Diptera; Culicidae. The transcript has 3 exons. The record is from RefSeq and is a predicted model, not a curated record. Gene Ontology annotation, cellular component: nucleus.
UGUGAAGGAAAAAGAAAAGUACAAGCAGAAAAAUAUAGUGGCUGGCGAAAAAAGUGCACUUCUGGUCGCAAAUUGGCCAUUUUUUGGGCCUUGCUGUCCGCUGGGUGUAGUGGAGUGCGCACCGGAAGUCGGUAGGCUUCAGGAAGAUCACAUAGUCACGUAAGGGGAUGGUAUGGUGACGAGUUGGAAGGGUUCGCAACAAAAUGGAACAGUCAGCAGCGGUCGAAAGUCGCUGUCGUCUAUGCUUCUCCGCGGACGACCUUACCUGCCCUCUCUUCCACUCCGAAGGCGACCCGAGUCGCGAGAUGAUCGACAUCAUUCUGGAGUGUACCUCGAUACAGAUAACCUUGGAGGAUGACUACCCGUCGAGGGUUUGCGAAAAAUGCGUCGAAACGCUGGACAAGUUCCAUCACUACCGCCGGCGCUGCCUGGAGAACGACCGAAUACUGAAAUCUCAGCGCUCGAACUCGUCCCGCGUUCGCGUGAAACAGGAGCCAGAGCAGCUGGACGAUGAACCCGGCAGUCCACCAACCGAACAACGGCACGACCAACCGGCUCAGCAGGUCAAACAGGAAGACUCCGGAGGUUCCUCCAUCCUGCGAAGCAUUCUGCUCCAGGUUCGUGAAGCUGGACGAGCGGCUUCCACCGCGUCCGCCGAGCUGGAACCCGAGCAGGACGUCCCGGAAACCCCCGAACCCAAACAGGAAGAACCCCCGGUCGACGAAGUCGACGCCGCCGUCGCUCCGUCAUCCCUUCUCCAGCAAAUGCUGCUCCAGCAACAGACCUUCUCCCGCGAACUGAACCAAUCGCCAGCUCAAGCCGGCCCCAGCCAUCCGGGCCCGUCCCCCUCGCUCCUAAAGCGUAUGCUCCUCGAGGGGGGCGGCGCCCCCUCCCCCCUGGAAGGCCCCAGCCACCGUCAUGACGAUCAAAACCAGGCGACACAGUCGCCGCAGCAACCUCCACCAACCAAUCACCACCACCAGCAGCACGACGAGAACCACAACGAAGAACAUUCCGAGACGCCGCUGGCCUCGCAACUGCGAGCGAUCCUGCUCCAGCAUCGGGCGGCGGCGGCUGCAGCUGCGGCCGGCAGUGCGGCGUCCGCCUCGACCGGGGCGGCCACCCCAGGUGAAAAGCCGGAGGUGUCCUACCUGCGGAGUCUGUUCCUGCGGAACGACUCCGAUGGGAACGAGGACAGCGAUAGCGAGUCGGCCGUUGCGGCGGCGACGGCGGCGGCUGCAGCUGCGGCCGACGAGCCGAGCCGGGAGCUGUUGUUCAGCAUGUUCCAGGAACUGCGGGCCAGGAAUGAGCUCAACUCCGACGAUACGGAUGACUCGGCGGAGGACCGUGCCUUUGACUAUCGUAUUCCGGCGGUACGGCGGCGCAGCUCGGAAUCGACGACGACGACGAACGCAGAGUCUCGCAAGCGCCGCCGGCUCGAUUUUACGUGUUUGCUGUGCGGCCGGCCGUUCCUGAACCGGUCCAAGCUGGUGCUCCACAUGCGGACCCACAUCGCUCCGCCCUCGGAGUCGGUGGCUGGUGCUAGUGGAAGUGGCAGUAGCGGGUCGGUCACUGCUGCAGCAGCCGUAAUGGCCGCAGCGGCUGCAGCCGCCGCGGGUGAGCGGCAGGCCGAAAACAACGAGGACGACGAGGAGAGCCGCCAGAUUGAGCUGCUCGAGCGGCGCUCGUACGCGUGCUACAUUUGCGGUGCCGACCAGAACAAUCUGCAGCAGCUGAAGGAACACCUGUUACUCGCCCAUCAGGACCGGAUCCGGUCGCGGGGUCGCGCAAAGGAGCGCCCGAAGCCACUGAUCAGUUGCAACUUUUGCAGCCGCCAGUUCCGGAGCCAGUUCGCGUACGGCGAGCACCUUCGAACCCACACCGGCGAGCGGCCCUUUCCGUGCGAUCAGUGUGAUAAGCGGUUCCCGCGGCGCUUCCAGUUGCUCGGCCAUCUGUACAACGUCCACAAGCAGUCCUGGGUCGCGGACGAGUCCAAGGCGAAGUUCGUGAAGAAGUAGGAUUGAUGAUAACACUAAACACCCCUUUGAUGAUGACAAGUGGAUGAAGAAGUAGAAGACGAUGAUGAUGACACAGGAAAUGCUGCCUUCUCGGGAUGACCACGGUGCCAGGGAACGGAACGGAAAACCAGGUGGUCCAAUCAACUACGGAGAGACGACCGGGAAGACUGCGCAGUUUGUUGAAAAAUCUUCCGUUUUAAUUUUUUAUUUUUGAUACAUUUAUAACAAAAUGGAAAUUAUACCUUUUAUUAUCUGUUGAGAAGUAUAGCAUACAAUUUUAUACCGAA